GGUGACAGGUGCGGCGUAUAUUUAAAUGGCUGGCCACCGGAAUCCGGUACAGAAGAUUUGACUCAGGCUACGAUCUCAGCAUACGACAGGAGAUUCCAAAACAUAUGGCACGUUAGCAGCGCCGUACUCGUAGUAAUAAAAGAGCUUGCGGCGCCAGACCCUGCAGCCUAAGCUUGGACGGACUCACCAGCUAGCAGCAGCCUAGAGAGGUCAGCACUGGCAUCUCUGUAGCUUUCCCCGUCGAUCCUUUCUAGCCAAGCAAAACAGUUCUUGCAGCUUCUUCUCCUCUGGCUCAACAAGGGCUGCAACAGGAGCUGAUCCAUUUGGAAGCAACAGAGAUUGUUCGCGCAGAUGGCUUCUGUCACAAACGGUGAGGUAGCUGAUUUUGAGACUCAGGUGACUCCCUUUGCUAAAGCUGGGUUUUUCAGCAAGAUUUCAUUUUGGUGGUUGAAUCCUCUAAUGAAGAUGGGCUACGAGAAACCCCUUGAGGACAAAGACAUGCCACUUUUAGGUGCCACAGAUCGAGCAUGCAACCAGUACUUGAUGUUCAUGGAGAAGCUGAAUGGCAAGAAGCAGUCGCUGCCACACGCCACACCAUCAUUCUUCUGGACUAUUGUUUCUUGUCACAGGCAUGCAAUCUUGGUCUCAGGUUUCUUUGCUUUGCUCAAGGUUCUCACCUUAUCUGCUGGCCCAGUAGUCCUCAAGGCGUUCAUCAAUGUAUCACUUGGGAAAGGGACCUUUAAACACGAAGGCUAUGUGCUAGCUGCGUUAAUGUUCAUCUGCAAAUUCUGUGAAUCCCUGUCACAGAGACAGUGGAAUUUCCGCACUCGGAGAUUAGGACUGCAGGUGAGGUCACUCCUGUCAGCAGCUAUUUAUAAGAAACAACAGAAGCUAUCAAAUGCAGCAAAAAAGAAGCACUCUUCUGGAGAAAUUUUGAACUAUGUGACUGUCGAUGCCUAUCGGAUUGGGGAAUUCCCAUUCUGGUUCCAUCAGACAUGGACAACAAGUGUUCAGCUUUGCAUUGCUCUGGCAAUUCUAUACAAUGCGGUUGGUGCUGCAAUGGUUUCAUCUUUGGUCGUUAUUAUUAUUGCUGUACUGUGCAAUAUUCCAUUGGCCAGACGGCAACACAAAUUUCAGAGUAAACUUAUGGAAGCACAGGAUGUGAGAUUGAAGGCCAUGUCUGAGUCAUUUGUUCAUAUGAAGAUCUUGAAACUUUAUGCAUGGGAAGCUCACUUCAAUAAGGUCAUCGAGGGGUUGAGAGAGGUUGAGUACAAGUGGUUGUCAGCAUUCCAGUUUAGGAGGGCAUACCAUAGUUUCCUCUGUUGGGCAUCGCCUAAUUUUGUUUCUGCAGCGACCUUUAUAACAUGCUAUCUUUUGAAAACCCCUCUUGAUGCUAGCAAUGUCUUCACUUUUGUGGCAACCCUGCGUCUCGUGCAAGAGCCAGUUAGGUCAAUACCAGAUGUUAUCCGCGUUGUGAUACAAGCUAAGGUUGCUUUCACUCGAAUAUCGAAGUUCCUUGAUGCAUCUGAGCUUAACGGGCAAGUUAAGAAAAAAUACAACGUUGGCAUUGAUUACCCUAUACCCAUAGCGAUGAAUUCGUGUAGCUUCUCAUGGGAUGAGAAUACAUCAAAACCAGCUCUAAAUAAUAUAAAUCUGAUAGUGAAAGCUGGAGAAAAGAUUGCAAUUUGUGGAGAGGUAGGAUCAGGAAAGUCGACGCUUUUGGCUGCUGUACUUGGAGAGAUCCCAAAAACCAAAGGCACGAUCCAAGUCUGCGGGAAAAUAGCAUAUAUUUCUCAGAAUGCAUGGAUCCAAACAGGAACCGUGCAAGACAAUAUUCUCUUUGGAUCACCGAUGGACGUGGAAAGAUACCAGAACACACUCGUGAGGUGCUCGUUGGUCAAGGACCUUGAGAUGUUCCCAUAUGGAGAUUGUACUCAAAUUGGGGAGAGAGGAGUAAAUCUUAGUGGUGGUCAGAAGCAGCGGGUCCAGCUUGCUCGUGCACUAUACCAAAAUGCAGACAUCUAUCUUCUUGAUGACCCUUUCAGUGCCGUUGAUGUCCAUACAGCCACAAGUCUCUUCAAUUUAAUGUCAGAUGGAGAAGUUAUCCUGUCUGCACCUUAUCAAGAUCUAUUGGCAGAUUGUGAAGAAUAUAAAGACCUUGUAAAUGCCCAUAAAGAUACGAUGGGUAUUUCGGAUCUUAAUAACAACUCAGACUCUCAAAGAGCUAAGGAAGUAUCGAUCAAGGAGACAGUUGGUAUUCAUGGAAGCAGAUAUACAGAGUCUGUGAAGCCAUCGCAGGAAAAUCAACUGAUCAGGAAAGAGGAAAGAGAAACAGGGGAUGCAGGUGUUAAGCCUUAUAUGCUUUACCUGCGCCAGAACAAAGGUUUCCUGUAUUUCUCUUUUUGUGCUAUUUCUCACAUAAUUUUCAUAGCUGGGCAAAUAUCACAGAAUUCAUGGAUGGCUGCUAAUGUUCAAAAUCCUGAUGUUAGUACACUGAAGUUAAUUUAUGUGUACAUUAUUAUUGGAGUUUGCACAAUGCUCUUCUUACUAUCAAGAUCUUUAGGAAUCGUUGUUCUUGGGAUCCAGACAUCACGAUCCUUAUUUUCCCAGUUGCUCAAUUCAUUUUUCCGUGCACCAAUGUCCUUUUUUGAUUCUACUCCUCUAGGAAGGGUUCUUAGCCGGGUCUCUUCAGAUUUGAGUAUUGUUGACCUUGAUAUUCCAUUUGCCUUUGUGUUUAGCCUUUCUACUAGCUUAAAUGCAUAUAGCAAUCUAGGGGUAUUGGUUGUUAUUACAUGGCAAGCUCUGUUUGUAUCCGUGCCAAUGAUAGUUUUGCGAAUUUGGUUACAGAGGUACUAUCUAGCCUCGGCAAGGGAAUUGAUGCGGAUCAAUGGUACUACCAAGUCUGCUCUAUCAAAUCACUUAGGUGAAUCGAUUUCAGGGGCUACAACAAUAAGGGCCUUUGAGAAUGAAGAUCGUUUCUUUGCUAAAAAUUUGGAUCUUAUUGACAAGAAUGCCAGUCCAUAUUUCUACAAUUUUGCAGCAACUGAAUGGCUGAUUCAACGUCUGGAGAUAAUGAGCGCCACAGUUCUUUCUUUUUCUGCCUUUGUCAUGGCCAUUUCUCCUCAAGGAACUUUUAGCCCUGGUUUUGUGGGAAUGGCAUUGUCCUAUGGUCUUUCCCUAAAUAUUUCAUUUGUUUUCUCUAUUCAAUGCCAAUGCAACCUUGCAAAUCAAUUAAUCUCGGUGGAACGUGUGAACCAGUACAUGGACUUACAAAGUGAAGCAGCAGAAGCUGUUGAAGAAAAUCGACCAUUACCAGAUUGGCCCCAAGAUGGCAAUGUGGAGAUUAGAAAUUUGAAAAUCAGGUAUAGGGAAGAUACUCCCCUUGUACUACGUGGAAUCAGUUGCAAGUUUGAAGGUGGAGAUAAGAUUGGUAUAGUUGGUCGAACGGGAAGUGGCAAGACAACGUUAAUUGGUGCAUUGUUCCGACUUGUUGAACCUGCCGAAGGGAAAAUAAUUAUAGACUCUGUGGACAUCAGUACAAUAGGCUUACAUGACCUGCGUUCGUGUUUGGGUAUCAUUCCACAAGAUCCAACACUUUUUCAGGGUACAGUAAGGUACAAUCUAGAUCCUCUUGGGCAAUUCUCAGAUCAGCAAAUAUGGGAGGUUCUUGACAAAUGUCAACUUCUUGAAGUUGUCCAGGAGAAGGAACAGGGAUUGGAUUCACAUGUUCUGGAAGAUGGGUCGAACUGGAGUAUGGGCCAAAGGCAGCUCUUCUGUCUGGGACGCGCACUCUUGAGAAGAUGCCGCAUCUUAGUUCUUGAUGAAGCAACAGCUUCUAUAGACAAUUCAACAGAUGCUAUUCUUCAGAAAACGAUCCGGACAGAAUUCACAUAUUGCACUGUCGUUACAGUGGCCCACCGUAUACCAACAGUUAUGGACUGCGAUAUGGUACUUACAAUGAGCGACGGGAAAGUAGUGGAGUUUGACAAACCUACAAAGCUCAUGGAAACUGAAGGAUCUCUCUUUCGUGAGCUGGUCAAGGAGUAUUGGUCAUACACAGCUAACACAAACUUUUAGAAGAGAAUCUUGAUUUCACUGGUUUGCUUGCUGAAGCUCUAUUAGCUUUUAUAAAGGAGAUAUAUGCUUGCCUUGAAAAAGAAAAAGAUCUAUGGUUAUAAUAUCUCAAUGGAAUUAUUCUAGUUGGUAUCCGAAGAAACGACAAUACCAUCUCCGGUGUUGUCUCGAAAUUUCUUUGGCUAUUUUCUUCUGCCAAAAACUCUGUGCACGGUGGACUGCCGGCCGCCUUCAGAAUUGCUGUACCGAAUAGAGUAAAUACCUGAAGAUUUCCUUGCCAAUAAGAUAUAGAAGGCUAAACAGGAGGGCCUUCAAGGCUGACCACACUCUAAAUGGGACCUCAUCAUUCUGAUCUAAAUCACAAGUGGCUCUGUUCGGUCGUUUUAAGUGGGAUUAUGAUAGGUGGGUCCCGCUGUUGUCGAUGUGGCGUCACUGUUGAUCCAUUUGGCUCGUUAGACGCCGUCAGAAGCCGUUCGCGGCCCGUCUUGAGCCGGAACUCAUUUGACCGGUCCACCCCCGCUAUCCCUUUGUCCGCAUCCUCCCCGCACCCUCUCUUUCCCUCCCCCGCACCCUCUCUCCGCACCCCCUCUCUCCUCAGACAUGACGAGGCGAGUGGCGGCGGCGACUGCGGUGGGCCUGCCAGUGGCGGAGACGACAGACCACCGGAGGCGGAUCUGUGCGGCAGCUCAAACCCCGGCGCCCCUUCGGAGAGCAGCCCCAACCCCAGCCCCCGGCACUCGCUCGAGUUCGCGGCGGCUAGAUCUUGGGCCAGGGCCGUGAAGGCGGAUCCGACGCAAAGCCACCAGUGGGGCUCGUCAUUUGGCGG
Molecule: messenger RNA, 4900 nt
Organism: Triticum aestivum (bread wheat)
Lineage: Eukaryota; Viridiplantae; Streptophyta; Magnoliopsida; Poales; Poaceae
Product: ABC transporter C family member 10-like
Exons: 13
Coding region: 352-4077 (1241 amino acids)
Biological process (GO): transmembrane transport
Cellular component (GO): membrane
Molecular function (GO): ATP hydrolysis activity; ABC-type transporter activity; ATP binding
Source: RefSeq, a predicted model, not a curated record